AUGUUGAAAAGUCUGCAGUUCCCCGAACCGGCUCCAAAUCCUAAUGUAGUUGCAGUACGUCGUCUUCAGAAAGACUUUCAAAUUUUGUUGAAUGAUCCAUUACCUGGCAUAGUCGCCAUUCCGAGUGAGAAAAACAUUUUGGAAUGGCACUACGUUAUCGAAGGAAGUACUGAAACUGAUUAUGAAGGCGGAUUUUAUCAUGGUAAGAUAGUUUUCAAACCGGAUUUUCCAUGGAAAGCACCUGCAAUCUGCAUGGUUACUCCAAAUGGAAGAUUUGCUCCAAACAUUCGCUUAUGUCUUUCCAUAUCAGAUUUUCAUCCGGAAACAUGGUGUCCUGGCUUGACGGUAUCCUCUAUAUUAGUUGGUCUUCAUAGUUUUAUGAACGAGGAUACUUAUUCGACAGGAUGUGUUUUCACUUCCCCGAAAGCUAGAAGACAGUUUGCUCGAGAAAGUAUAAUUUUCAAUCUCAAUAACGAAGAGUUCCUGUUGAAUUUCCCCGAGUUGGCUGAACGUUUGAAAGCUAAUUCAUCACCUAUGAACUAUGAACAUAUCGAUGUUUGUGAUGAACAGGACGAAAAGAUUGCCGAAGAAAUGGAGAAAAAGGCUCACGCUGAAGCUCUGAAAGCUCAUUACGAAUCUCAAAAAGUUACCGAGUUACGCAUGAUGCUUGCACAGCGAGCAUACCGGUCAAGAAAUUUCAGAGCUACUAUGAGCGAGCGUAAAGAAAACAUUCGUUCGGCUUCCGCACGCCUAGGAGACUCUGAACCCUCAUCAUCUAAGCAGGCAAACGAAACUCAGGAUGCUUCUAUGUCAAAACCGGAGUUUGAAGUUCCAUCAACAACCUUUUCCCAAAGCUAA
This is a messenger RNA of Auanema sp. JU1783, 858 nucleotides long. Lineage: Eukaryota; Metazoa; Nematoda; Chromadorea; Rhabditida; Rhabditidae. The record is from the annotation of a GenBank genome assembly.